AUGCUGUUUUGGAAUGAAAAGUUUGACUCCUUCGACGCAAAGGAGAAGGAUCUUUCAUGAUCUGUGAUCAAGCUGCCAGAUGAUACGAUAACAAAAUGUUGAGGAUUAGAUUACGGAGAGAGCAGAAGCUCCUCAAUCUCAUUGCGGGUAACCCAACAAGAAGAUGUCUGAGCACCAAGAACCUUAGAAAUUGUAGUGGGGGUACAAAAGUUAUGAGCUUUGGUGAUGGCGGCCAUGGAGCUCUGGGACUACCCACCUCUCUUACUGGCCUUGGAACCGACGCCUACGAGCCCACUUGCGUCCCUGGCCUUCCCUCUGACAUUGUUGGAGUCAGCGCCGGCCACUACCACUCCCUUGCCGUUACUUCUCAAGGUGAGCUCUGGGCCUGGGGCCGCAACCACGAAGCCCAGCUCGGCCGCGGCCUUCUUGCCUCCAGCAGAGAUACAUGGAAUGAACCAAAGAGGGUAGAAGGGUUGAAUCAAGUCCAAGUCCUCUCCGCAUCUGCAUCUGGCGUUGUCUCUGCAGCCAUUGGAGAUGAUGGCUCUUUGUGGGUUUGGGGAAAGUCUAAGCGGGGUCAGCUUGGUCUGGGGAAGGGAAUCACAGAGGCCUUGGUACCUGCCAGAGUUGAAGCACUUGCAAGAGAAAAGAUAGCUAAGGUAUCAUUGGGUUGGGGGCAUACCCUUGCGUUGACUGACAAGGGAAUGUUAUUUGGCUGGGGUUAUUCAGCUGAUGGUAGGUUAGGAAAGAUCACCAGAGCUGUAGAGGCGUCUCUACUGGAUUCGAGUGCAGAUAUGGUUAAACCUAACCAACAACUUCCAAAAUCAAUCUUAGAAGCUGCAGAAAGGCAUGUUUUAGAAGGAAUGGAGAAGGAGAAGGACAUGCCAAUAGUCUGGGAUCCUUGUUUAGUGGAAGAAUUACACGGCACUGAAGUUGUAGACAUUGCCAGUGGGCUUGAUCAUUCCUUGGUUCUUUGCCGUGAUGGCACUUUAUUGAGCUCUGGAAGCAAUAUAUAUGGCCAGUUGGGCAGAGCAAAUCAUGAAAUAGGAUUGUUUCCAGUUGAUAUGAACUUCCAUCUGUUGUCUAUAGCAUCAGGUCUUGGCCACUCUUUGGCAAUUUGUGGAGUUGCAUUAUCCGAAGGAGAUGCCACUAGCAUUGUUUCAUGGGGAUGGAAUCAUAACUCCCAGCUUGGAAGGAUGGGACCAGAGAACAUCCCAUUGGAGGUUGAGGGAUUGGCAGGGGAGUGUGUUGUUUCGGUGUCAGGAGGGCGAGUACAUUCCAUUGCUCUCACAUCCAAACAGGAGGUAUGGGUUUGGGGCUGUGGUAAGAAUGGCAGACUUGGGCUGGGGAGUUCUGCUGAUGAAGCUGAACCGAUCUUGCUCGACAGUUUAGAAGGUUAUGAAGUUUUACAAGCUGUUUCAGGCUUCGAUCAUAAUCUAGUCUUGAUUACUCAAUGAUGCUUGUCGAACGUUAAAGAGUAAUAUGAUUCCUGCAGUUUUGCUUUUUCCAAA
Molecule: messenger RNA, 1508 nt
Organism: Hevea brasiliensis (rubber tree)
Lineage: Eukaryota; Viridiplantae; Streptophyta; Magnoliopsida; Malpighiales; Euphorbiaceae
Product: ultraviolet-B receptor UVR8
Exons: 4
Coding region: 96-1454 (452 amino acids)
Source: RefSeq, a predicted model, not a curated record